Molecule: messenger RNA, 3549 nt
Organism: Acanthosepion pharaonis
Lineage: Eukaryota; Metazoa; Mollusca; Cephalopoda; Sepiida; Sepiidae
Source: the annotation of a GenBank genome assembly
AUGGGUGCCAUUGUGCUUUCUUCUUCUUCUUCUUCUUUCUUCUUCUUCUUCUUCUUCUUUAUUCUUCUUCACCUUUCUUCUUCUUCUCCUUUGUUCUUCUUAUUCUCUUUCUUCUUCAUCAUUCUUCUUCUUCUUCUUCAUUCUUCUUUCUUCUUCAUUCUUCUUCUUCUUCUUCUCUUCUUCUUCUUCUCCUUUCUUCUUCUUUAUUCUUCUUCACCUUUCUUCUUUAUUCUUCUUCACCUUUCUUCUUCUUCUCCUUUGUUCUUCUUAUUCUCUUUCUUCUUCAUCAUUCUUCUUCUUCUUCUUCAUUUUUCUUUUCUUCUUCUUCUUCUUCUUCUUUUCUUCUUCUUCUUCUCCUUUCUUCUUCUUCUUCUUCUUCUUUAUUCCUCUUCACCUUUCUUCUUCUUCUCCUUUGUUCUUCUUAUUCUCUUUCUUCUUCAUGUUCUUCUUCUUCUUCUUUUCUUCUUUCUUUUCAUUCUUCUUCUUCAUUCUUUCUUCUUCUUCUUUCUUCUUUUCUUCUUUUCUUUAUUCUUCAUUCUUCUUCAUUCUUCUUCUUCUCCUUUGUUCUUCUUAUUCUCUUUCUUCUUCAUCAUUCUUCUUCUUCUUCUUUCUUCUUCUUCUUCUUUAUUCUUCUUCUCCUUUCUUCUUCUUCUUCCUCUUUUUCUUCUUUCUUCUUCUUUUUCUUCUUCACCUUUAUUCUUCUUUUUGUUCUUCUUAUUCUUUUCUUCCUUCUUCUUCUUCUUCUUCUUCUUCUUUCUUUCUUCUUCACCUUUUCUUCCUUCUUCUUAUUUUUCUUCUUAUUUCUUCCUUCUUUACAUUCUUCUGUUUCUUCAUUCUUUCUUCUUCUUCUUCUUCUUCUUCUUCUUCUUCUUCUUGAACUGUUCUUCUUCACCUUUCUUCUUUAUUCUUCUUCAUUCUUCUUUCUUUCUUUUUCUUCUUCUUCUUCUUCUUUCUUUCUUCUUAUUUUCUUCUUCUUUUCUUCUCUUUCUUCUUCUUCUUCUUCUUCUUUUUCUCCUUUCUUCUUCUUCUUUCUUUUUUCUUCUUUAUUCUUCUUCUUUUGAUUCUUCUUCUUCUUUUCUUUUCUUCUUCUUUCUUUCUUUAUUCUUCUUUUCUUUCCUUUCUUCUUCUUCUCCUUUUUCUUCUUCUUCCCCUUUCUUCUUCAUUCUUCUUCACCUUUCUUCUUCUUGUCUUUGUUCUUCAUUCUCUUUCUUUCAUUCUUCUUCUUCUUCUUCUUUCUUCUUUCUUUAUUCUUCUUCUUCUUUUCCUUUCUUCUUCUUCUUUAUUCUUCUUCUUUCUUCUUUAUUCCUCUUCACCUUUCUUUAUUCUUCUUCUUUCUUUCUUCUUUUCUUCAUUCUUCUUCUUCUUCUUCUUCUUCUUUAUUCUUCUUCUUCUUUGUUCUUCUUCUUCACCUUUCUUCUUUCUUCUUCUUAUUCUUCUUCUUCUUCUAUUCUUUCUUCUUCUUCUUCUUCUUCAUUCUUUCUUUUCUUCUUCAUUCUUUAUUCUUCUUCACCUUUCUUCUUCUUCUUCUUCUUCCUUUUUCUUAUUCAUUUUCUUCUUCAUCAUUCUUCUUCUUCUUCUUUAUUCUUCUUCAUUCUUUCUUCUUCUUUCUUCUUUCUUCUUCUUCUUCUUUUCUUCUUCACCUUUCUUCUUUAUUCUUCUUCACCUUUCUUCUUUUCUUCUUUUCUUCUUUCAUUCUUCUUCUUCUUCAUUUCUUCUUCUUCUUUCUUCUUCUUCUUUCUUCUUUCUUUCUUCUUCUUCUUCUUUUUCUUCUUUUCUUUAUUCUUUUCAUUCUUCUUCUUUUUUUUUCUUCUUCUCUUUCUUCUUUAUUCUUCUUCACCUUCUUCUUUCUUCUUUCUUCUUCUUCCUUCUUCUCCUUCUUUCUUCUUCUUCUUUCCUCUUCAUUCUUCUUCAUUCAGAUUCUUCUUCUCCUUUCUUCUUCUUAUUCUUUUCUUCUUCUUCAUUUCUUCUUCUUUUCUUCUUCUUCUUCUUUCUUCUUCUUCUUCUUCUUCUUCACCUUUUUCUUCAAGGCUUUGCUUUAUUCUUCUUCUUCUUCUUCUUUUUCUUUUCUCCUUUUUCUUCUUCUUCUUCCUUCUUCCAUUCUUCAGAUUCUUCUUCUUCAUCUUUCUUUCUUCUUCUUCUUCUUUAUUUUUCUUCUUUCUUCUUUAUUCUUCUUCUUCUUCUUCUUCUUCUUUUUCUUUUCUUUUCUUUCUUCUUCUUCUGACCUUUUUCUUCAUUCUUCUUUUUCUUCUUCUUUUCUUCUUCUUCAUCUUCUUCUUCUUUCUUCUUCUUCUUCUUCUUCUUUCUUCUUCUUUUUUCUUCUUUAUUCUUCUUCACCUUUCUUCUUCUUUCUUUUUCCUUUCUUAUUUCUUUCUUCUUCACUUUCUUCUUCUUCUUCUUCUUUCUUCCUUUCUUCUUCUUCUUCUUCUCCUUUUUCUUUCUUCUUUCUUCUCCUUCUUCUUUUUCUUCUUCUUUCUUCUUUAUUCUUUCCUUUCUUCUUCUUCUCUUUGUUCCAGAUUAUUCUUUUCUUCUUUUCAUUCUUCUUCUUCUUCUUCUUUCUUUCUUCUUCAUUCUUCCUUUUCUUCUUCUUCCUUUCUUCUUUUCUUCAUUUUCCAGAUUUUCUUUCUUUUUUAUUCUUCUUCUUUCUUCUUCUUCCUUUGUUCAUUCUUAUUCUUUCUUCUUCAUCAUUCUUCUUCUUUUCUUCCUUCUUUCUUUUCUUCUUUAUUCUUCUCUCUUUCUUCUUCUUCUUUAUUCUUCUUCUUUCUUCUUUAUUCUUCUUCAUUCUUCUUUCUUAAAAUUCUCAUUCUUCUUUUCUUCUUUCUUUUUCUUCUUCUUCUUCUUCUUCUUUCUUCUUCUUUUUUCUUCUUCUUCUUUUUCUUCUUCUUCUGCUUUUUCUUCUUAUUCUUUUCUUCUUCUUCAUUCUUUUAUUCUUCUUCCCUUUCUUUUCAUUCUUCUUUUCUUCUUUCUUCUUCUUCUUAUUCUUCUUUUUUCUUUUCUUCACCUUUCUUCAUUCUUCUUUUUUUUUCUUUUUUUUUCUUUUUCUUUUUCUUCUUCUUCUUCUUCUUUCUUUCUUCUUUCUUCUUCUUCUUUCUUUUCUUCUUUCCUUUCUUCUUCUUCUUCUUCAUUCUUCAUUUCUUCUUUUUAUUCUUCUUUACUUUCUUUUCUUUUUUCUUCUUUUUUCUUCUUCAUUCUUCUCUUCUUUUCAUUCUUCUUCUUCUUCAUUUUUCUUCUUCUUCUCUUCUUCUUCUUCUCCUUUUUCUUCUUUCUUCUUUAUUUCCUUCACCUUUUCUUUAUUCUUCUUUCUUUUUCUUCUUCUUCAUUUCUUCUUCUUCUUUCCUUUUCUUCUUCUUCUUUUCUUUCUUCUUCUUCCUUUCUUCUUCUGAUUCUUAUUCACUUUUCUUCUUUCAUUCUUCUUCUUCUUCUUCUUUCUUUCUUCUUCUUCUUCUUCUUCUUUCUUUCUUUUCUUCUUCUUCUUUAUUCUUCUUUUUUCUUCUUCUUCUUCACCUUUCUUCUUCUUUUCCUUUGUUCUUUUAUUCUCUUUCUUCUUCAUAA